AUGACACCGGGAGCGGCUACGUAUCUUGGUCCAUUGCAGCCGAGCAGUACGUUCUAUCGUCUGGUGCAAGGCCUGCAGUCGUCAGCAUCAGCAUCCAGGGCUCUGGCAACAGCCAAAACGAGAAGAACUCUAUCCAAGCGGGUCGACAUGUUGGUUGCCGACGGCGUGACUGUGGUGGUGGCGGCCGGGAACUACGACGAUGAUGCGUGCGGUUACAAUCCAGCCUUCAUCCCGUCUGCGAUCACCGUGGGAUCUUACGGCGGGACUUCGGGCUCGUCAACAGACAAGUCUCCCUUCAGCAACUACGGCUCUUGCCUCGAUGUAUGGGCUCCAGGCACGUACAUCUACUCCACGUACAUAAGCAACGACAACGCCGUGGCCUGGGCGUCGGGUACAUCCCAGGCCUGUCCGCAUGUUUCUGGGCUCGCGGCCAUCAUGUACGAGGAGUACCCGACGGCGGGGUCCAUGACCGCCUCACAGCGGUGGGAUCUCGUGACGGUUUCGAAACGCACCAAUUAUGUCACAGGCAUUCCUACGACCCCGGCGUCUGUCAAUUUGGUGGCCUUGGCACCGACGGGCAGCCCGACGCCCAGCCCACCGACGUCUAGCCCGACGCCUGGCCCGACGGCAGACGCCGGCAUCGCCGUUGGCGAUCCGCAUUUGCAAAACAUUCAUGGUGAUCGGUUCGACCUGAUGAGGGAGGGCACGCAUGUUCUGAUCAACAUCCCACGUGGAAUGAGCGCUGAAAACGCCCUUCUUCGCGUCCAGGCCGAUGCAGCCCGACUGGGAGGGCACUGCGCGGACAUGUACUUCCAGGGCGUGAACAUUACAGGGUCGUGGGCAGAGGCAAGACAACCUGGAGGGUAUCGUUACACCGCAUCGCAACAUGAGGCCCAGACUCCAGGAUGGGUUGGCAUGGGCAAAGUUGAGCUGAAGGUCGUUCACGGACAUUCGGUCAGCGGUUACCAAUAUUUGAAUUUCUACGUGAAGCAUUUAGGGCGAGCAGGGUUUGCUAUCGGCGGUCUGCUGGGGGAGGACGACCACGCCCUCGAGUCGACUCCUCCAAAGUCAUGCGUCAAUCAGAUGUCCCUCUGGGACAUUUCCAAAAGCAAGGCAUUGCAGAACGGAAUCUGA
Prorocentrum cordatum is the source of this 1134-nucleotide messenger RNA. The record is from the annotation of a GenBank genome assembly. Lineage: Eukaryota; Dinophyceae; Prorocentrales; Prorocentraceae.